This is a messenger RNA of Klebsormidium nitens, 771 nucleotides long. NCBI's taxonomy places the organism in Eukaryota, Viridiplantae, Streptophyta, Klebsormidiophyceae, Klebsormidiales, Klebsormidiaceae. The record is from the annotation of a GenBank genome assembly.
CUGGCCAACCAUCACAUCGCCUCUCUGGAGUGCCUGGUUAACUUUGCGCGCGCAUCCAAGGCCUUUUGGGAUAGCAUCAGAGACUCGCGCACGCAGCAGGACGUCUUUCAUCAGUUCCAAGACCUGCUUCGGCCCGCGUUUCUUGCCGCGAUGACUCCUGAACAUGCGCACAAAAUCAGGUUUUAUCUGGCCAGCCUGGCAGUCUCGCUUGCUUUUUCAACAGAUAGCCAGACCUGGGCGAUCGACGGGGGCCUUCUGAAAUUGCUCGCAGCAAUCUUCCAACAAUCACCUCUUGUCGAAUAUUCCAAGGGGUCGCAGCGGGGUCAUUCCGCGGCGUUCCGGUGCAACCAGGUCUUAAGUCGCUUGUCUACCUUCGAGCCGACGGCGCAAAAGCUACGUGCGCACAACGCGCUCGAAGGGUUCCGGCCCCACAAGCGCAAAAUCAACAGCGCGGAACCGGAAGUGCACCCCUGGUCGCAAUUUGUGAAGCUAUUGAAAAGUGCUCACGUGACGGCAGGACUGGUUUUCGAUGACGAGGCGUUCGAAAAUUACAAAAAGAUGGAAGAGGCUCUGAAUGGGAGGUUCUUCGUCCCCAUUGUGUGCUCGUGGAAGCAGUGCGCGGCCGGCCGCGAGCCCGUCGUUGAGAAGGGUUUCAGGAAGUGCGGACGCUGCCACGUGGCACGCUAUUGCAGCAAGGAGCACCAGAAGCUCCAUUGGGCGAACCACAAACUCCAUUGUAAGGCGGAACCCGCAUCGGAAGAGAGCAUGUAG